AUGGUGGCUACGCUUGCCAGAUCGGACGAAGACCUAUCCGGCCGGAUCCCCCUCUCCCUUCCGGGAGUGGCUUGCAAGGGCCCUCCAGCUCCGAUUGCAAAGAUCGAGGGGGACUUGUCAGGCUGCGCCACUAAGCACGAGAGCAUCUGCCCGGUCAAGUGCGCUGAAGGGCACGCCUUGAGCGAGCCUCUGAUCUGCAUUGAUGGACAAUGGAGUACUCCAAAUUGCAAGGCCAAGCAGUGUGGCUGCAAGAACGGCAUGGGGGCAAAGGGCAAGGAGUGCCCUGACGAGGAUGCCAACGUCUGCGAGGCCUGUGAUGAAGGCUUUGAGCUUUGGAAGAAGGGUUGCCACAAGGUUUGGUCCGAAGCAACUUGGGUGAGCUUGGGGCCUCAUUCAGUCUGUCGGGAAUCCCGGACGGACCUGAUCAGUGAUCCUGAGACUGUUCACGAUGGCCUGCAAGGCCUCCAUGAGUGCAUGGAGAAAUGUAAGGCAAAGCUGGGAUGUGCCGCAGUGGAGUUUCGCUUGAGCGAGGGCCGAUGCGAGAUGCGAGCCGGCGAAGUGGAUUAUGGAUUUGAUGAGGCGAAGAAGAGCACCGUCUCAGGACCUGCCGACUUUGAGUGUCUCGUGCACAGUCCUCCAUGCCAUCAGCUUGCAGAUCUCAAGCAAGCUCGGGCACACCUCAACAAGGGCAAGGUCAGCGCGGGCAUCUCUCUCGAGCAAGCCUUCAAGAAAACGCAGCAGACAUGCGCCCUCGCCGAGGAUGAGCAUGAGAUGCAACCAAAGCGAAUCACGAAGCUCUUUGACGAGACCAUGGAAAGGCUCUCCAGAAUGGGUCCCUUGGGUCCGCUGAGCCUUGCCGGAUUGGCCGGCGCAGCAGUGCUGAUGCCUUUUGGGUGUCUGUCCAUUUGCCGCCGAGCCAGCCGACCCGGGUCUUACGCACAGCUUCCGUGA
Symbiodinium natans is the source of this 951-nucleotide messenger RNA. Lineage: Eukaryota; Dinophyceae; Suessiales; Symbiodiniaceae. The record is from the annotation of a GenBank genome assembly.